Messenger RNA from Durusdinium trenchii, 675 nucleotides. The record is from the annotation of a GenBank genome assembly. NCBI's taxonomy places the organism in Eukaryota, Dinophyceae, Suessiales, Symbiodiniaceae.
AUGCUCUCCCUGACAGCGCCGGACAGCCAUGGUCUUCUAAGAGCUGAAGCAGCACUCUUCGUUGAGCAGCACCUCUUACCCGAUCCAGGUCUUGGGAUUGCUGUGAAACGUGGCGAAGAGGCUGAUGCUGAAGACAUUGAGCGCCAUUUCACCACGGAGCAUGGAUUGAUCGCAGUGGCAGACUUUUUGACCAGCUACCUCAAGGAUCAUUUGCUUCAUUUGUCCCGUCGCUUCGUGGAGGCGCUUUGGGUGCGUACGGAUUGCUUUCGCCGGUGGGCUGCCCUGGCGGAUUUGUGCCUCCUGGGAGAAGGGCAAGGCGCUGCAAGAGGUGUUCCUUGCCUCCCGAAUCGACAACGCCUUGCCCUACUCUUUGUUUUAGAUGGAGCCUUACACUGUGCAGAGGCACCAAAAGAUGCCACAGAAGCAUUGCUGCCACGAUUACCAAGACUUUUCGAGCUCUUCGCAUCCGAGGAGGGAAGCUUCCCGGAUGUUUUGGCAUCGAUCACCCGCCGUAUGAUUUGCUCGGCCUGUCGACCAGGAGAGUCUGAGGUGCCCUUGCCCCGCGCGCUCUUGGUGCCUGUGGUCACUGCCCUGAAGAAGAGCAGAUCGAAGCGCUGUGGGCAAGCCGAUCUGGCUGAAGCGCUGGCAACCUGGGCACAUAGGCUGGGCGAUUAG